Molecule: messenger RNA, 2170 nt
Organism: Medicago truncatula (barrel medic)
Lineage: Eukaryota; Viridiplantae; Streptophyta; Magnoliopsida; Fabales; Fabaceae
Exons: 7
Cellular component (GO): membrane
Molecular function (GO): protein binding
Source: RefSeq, a predicted model, not a curated record
AUGAACGCAAUUAUUGUUGAAGGAAGAUCCGUUUCAAAGCCACCAUACUUCGAUGGUACAAAUUUAACUGAGUGGAGGGAACCUAUGAAGACAUUCAUACAAUCUGUUAACUUCGAAGUUUGGCUUGUGAUUGAGAAUGGACCAAAACUUCCAAAAAAAUUAAUAAAUGGUGAAGAAGUGUUGAAAUCGGUAGAUGAAUUCAAUGAUGAAGAUAUGAAGAACAUGGAACUAGAAGCAAAAGCCAAAACUAUUUUAUAUUGUGCCUUAAACCCGAAUGAUCUUGGAAGAAUUUCAAGUUGCCAUACGGCUAAGGAAAUGUGGGAGGAGCUCGACAGGAGAGUGACAACCUCCGAUGCCAAUUCUACGCCUCCGGUGACAACCUCCGAUGCCAAUUCUACACCUCCAGUAUCACAACAAACUCCGACAUCAGACCUAUACAACGCGCCUAAUCCUGAGUUUUUAGAGGAAACAAGUGCAAACCACAUUCACUUUGUGAAGGAGUUAUUGAAGAUGCUUGAUGACAAAGAUAUAGAAUUGCUAGAUAUGAACGGAAACACUGCUUUCUUUAUUGCUGCUGCUGCUGGAAAUAUUGAAAUUGUUGACUUAAUGCUGAAAAUAAACCCCAUUUUACCAAUUAUAAGGGGUACAGAAGGAUAUACUCCUAUUCAGUAUGCUGCUUUGCAAGGAAGAUACAAAAUGACAUGGCAUCUUUAUGAUAAAACCAUAAAUCGUUUUGAAAACAAGGACUGGAAUUCAUUGUUCUUUGCUUGUAUCUACACUGGCAUCUAUGACUUGGCCUUCAAAAUGGCAAGAGACAAGAAAGAACUAUCUUUUGCACGCGAUGUGAAUAAAGAAACAGCUUUGCAUCUCUUGGCUCAAGAUCAAAUGCCAUUGGAUUCUUCUUGUCAUUAUCCAGAACAUGAUCAUAAUCACAUCAUGACCAAUCCUGGCCUGAAAAAUCAUAUGUGCUAUCCAAGCUUGAUAUGGGAGGUGGAUGGCGAAAAUCGAACGAUAUUACACAUAGCUGUUUUGCAUCGGCAUGCUAGUAUCUUCAAUGUCGUACAUCAAAUAGGGCACAUAAAGGAUAUCAUAGCGACAUAUGUUGAUGAUAAAGGAAACACUUUAUUGCACUUGGCUGCAAAAUUAGCACCACGAGGUCAACUUGAAUUGGUUUCUGGAGCAGCUUUUCAAAUGUGCCUUGAGUUAUUAUGGUUUGAGAAUGUAAAGAAGAUAAUGUUGCCAGCACAAAUAAAGUUGAAAAACUCUGAACGCUUGACUGCACAAGAGUUAUUCUCAAAUGAGCAUGCAAAACUAAGGGAGGAUGCAGAGUCUUGGAUGAAAAAAACUGCGGAGUCAUGUAUGCUAAUUUCAACAGUCAUUGCUACCGGAGUGUUCGCUGCUGCAGUUACUUUACCAGGUGGUACCGAUGACACCGGAAAACCAAACUAGUUGACGAAAACACCAUUCUUGGUAUUUGCAACAUCAGAUGCAUCUGCAUUCAUUUCAUCUUCGACCGCCAUAUUGAUUUUCUUGUCUAUUCUUGUCUCGCGUUAUGGAGAGCGCGAUUUCUAUAAAUCACUGCCUUUAAAGCUAAUAUUUGGAUUGAUCACAUUAUUCAUCUCCAUAACAAGCAUGAUGAUAGCACUUAGCAGUUCCUUCUUCAUAACAUACUACCAUGGUUCGAUGUGGAUUCCUAGUUGCAUUUCAAUAUUUUCUUUCCUCCCAAUACUUUUGUACAUAGGUUUGCAAUUUUCAUUGUUUUCAGAUAUCAUUUACUCAACCUACUAUUGGAGGACUCUGUUUAAACCUGGUAAAAAUAUGAUUUAUGUGUGAUAGAGGAGUAGAGGAAUAUUAUUGCAAGGAAAAUGGUUAUUGUUAUGAGAGAAGUUUGACAAGAAACACAAGAAUCUUAUGUGGCAGCAUGCAACACUUACAAAUUAUAAUCACUCAAUCUUUCAUGUAUGGUCAGCAGAAUCUUAUUAAUUGUUUUUUCUAAAAUUAAAGUGGUAAUGUAUUAUUUGAAGUGUUUCUAAAAGUGUUGAUGUUAGAUAACAUUAUAGAAUAAUGUAGCUCUUCCUUAUGUUCAUGGUUUGAAUGUAUAUUUAACUUUUAUCUCCUCAUCCUAUAUUGUUCUAUGAUACAAUCUGAAUUUCAAGAGCAUAUAACUAAA